GCGGCCCGGCCCGCCCCGGCAGCCAGCCUCGCUCGCGCCCGCGCCCGCGCCCUUUGCAAACUUCCCGGCCCGCGGAGAAGUUCCUCUUUCCGCAGCGCCGACCGGGAGGAGCCGUGCGAGCCCUCCGCCCCGACAGCCGCCGCCAGGAGGACCCGUCCCGUCUCAGCCCGUCCCGUCCGGAGCCAGCGCCGGGAGCCCCUCGGCCGGGGCGCCGCGAGGAUCACGCGGCGGGGAUGCAGCCCCUCCGGGGAGGGAGCCGACGCCGACGCCGACGCCUCCCGGGGCUGCUGUUGCUGCUGGCCGUGCUGCCCGCCUUCGCUGCAGGUUUGCGAUGUACCCAGCCUUCCGAAUCCUGCUUGAACGGAGGGAAGUGUGAGACCUAUCAAAAUGGAACAGGAGCGUGUCUAUGCUCCAGUGACUUUGUCGGCCAUCGGUGCCAGUUCCAAAAUUUGUGCCUCAGCUCCCCCUGUAAGAAUGGCGGCACCUGCCACCCCGUGGUGGACGGCAACACGGCUGAUUACGUCUGUUCCUGCCACCUGGGCUACAUCGACAAGCUGUGCCUGACCAUGGAGGAGAACGCCUGCCUGAGCAGCCCCUGCCGCAACGGAGGGAGCUGUGACCUUGUCACCCUGACCGAGUACAAAUGCAGCUGCCCUCCAGGCUGGUCAGGCAAGACGUGUCAGCAGGCGGAUCCCUGUGCCUCUAACCCAUGUGCCAACGGCGGCCAGUGCGUGCCCUUUGAGUCCAGCUAUGUGUGCAGGUGCCCGCAGGGCUUCCACGGGGCCACCUGCAAGGAAGACCUGAACGAGUGCAGCCGGACACCCCCCAUCUGCAAGAACGGCGGGACCUGCGUCAACGAGAUCGGCUCCUACCAGUGUCACUGCCGGCCGGCCUACACGGGCUCCAAUUGCGAGCACCUCUACGUGCCCUGCAACCCCUCGCAUUGCCAGAACGGGGGCACCUGCCAGCAGACGGGAGAUGUGGCCUACGAGUGCACCUGCCUUGCAGGCUUCGCGGGCCAGAACUGUGAAGAGAAUCUUGACGACUGUCCCGGAAACAGCUGCAGGAACGGAGGGACCUGUGUGGACGGGGUGAACACCUACAACUGCCAGUGCCCAUCUGAGUGGACAGGCCAGUAUUGUGCUGAAGAUGUGGAUGAGUGUCAGUUAAUCCCCAAUGCUUGCCAGAACGGCGGCACCUGCCACAACACCCACGGGGGCUACAACUGUGUCUGUGUCAACGGCUGGAUGGGCGAGGACUGCAGCGAGAACAUUGACGACUGCGCCAGUGCCGCUUGCUCCCCAGGGGCCACGUGCCAUGACCGGGUGGCCUCUUUCUAUUGCGAGUGCCCACAUGGGCGGACAGGUUUGCUGUGCCACCUGGACGACGCCUGCAUCAGCAACCCUUGCAACGAAGGUUCGAACUGCGAUACCAACCCGGUCACCGGGAGGGCCAUCUGCACCUGCCCCUCGGGGUACACGGGGCCCGCCUGCAACCUGGACGUGGACGAAUGCUUGCUGGGUGCCAACCCCUGCGAGCACGCUGGGAAAUGCCUCAACACGGAGGGCUCCUUCCAGUGUCAAUGCCAGGCGGGCUACUCGGGCCCACGCUGCGAGAUCGACGUCAACGAGUGCUCCUCCAACCCUUGCCAGAACGAUGCCACCUGCUUGGACCAAAUCGGGGUCUUCCAGUGCAUUUGCAUGCCAGGCUACGAGGGUGUGUACUGUGAAAUCAACACGGACGAGUGUGCCAGCAGCCCCUGUCUGCACAACGGGAACUGCGUGGACAAGAUCAACGAGUUUGCUUGCCUGUGCCCUGUGGGAUUUAAUGGUCACCUGUGUCAACACGACAUUGAUGAAUGUGCCAGCACACCCUGCAAAAACGGAGCCAAAUGUGUGGAUGCGCCAAACGCUUACGUGUGUGAAUGCACAGAAGGCUUUUCCGGUACCCACUGUGAGACGGACAUCAACGAAUGUGACCCUGAUCCCUGCCACUACGGCACCUGCCAGGAUGGUAUUGCCUCCUUUACCUGCCUCUGCCAGCCUGGGUACACUGGGCACCUCUGUGACGUCAACAUCAACGAGUGCCAAAGCCAGCCCUGCAAGAAUGGGGGCACCUGUCAGGACAGGAACAAUGCCUACACCUGCUCCUGCCUCAAAGGCACUACAGGACCCAACUGUGAAAUCAACCUGGACGAGUGUGCCAGCAACCCGUGUGAUUAUGGCAAAUGUGUGGACAAGAUCAACGGUUACGAAUGCGCCUGUGAGCCAGGAUACACAGGGAGGAUGUGCAGCAUCAACGUGGACGAGUGCGAAAACAGCCCUUGCCACAACGGGGGCACCUGCCGGGAUGGCAUCAACGGUUUCACCUGCCUGUGCCCGGAAGGCUUCCAUGACCCCUUGUGCCUCUCGGAAGUGAACGAAUGCAGCAGUAACCCUUGCGUCCACGGGAGAUGCCACGAUGGGCUGAACGGCUACAAGUGUGACUGCGACCCAGGCUGGAGUGGGACAAACUGUGACAUCAACAACAACGAAUGUGAGUCCAACCCUUGUGUGAACGGUGGAACCUGCAAGGACAUGACCAGUGGCUACCUUUGCACCUGUCAGGAGGGAUUCAGUGGACCCAACUGCCAGGUCAACAUCAACGAAUGUGCCUCCAAUCCUUGCCUGAACCAGGGGACGUGCAUCGAUGACGUUGCUCGCUACCAGUGCAACUGCCUCCCGCCCUACACUGGUCCCACCUGCCGAGAAGUGCUGGCGCCCUGCGCGGAGGGUCCCUGCAAGAAUGGCGGCCAAUGCAGAGAGUCGGAGGACUACGAGAGCUUCUUGUGCACCUGCCUUCCGGGAUGGCAAGGGCAAACUUGUGAGGUUGACAUCAACGAGUGUGUCAAGAGCCCCUGUCGGAAUGGUGCCACGUGCCAAAACACCAACGGGAGCUACCGCUGCGUGUGCAAAUCCGGCUUCACCGGGGAGAGCUGUGAAACUGACAUCGAUGACUGUCAACCCAAUCCCUGCCACAAUGGGGGCUCCUGUUCUGACGGCGUCACCGGCUUCGUCUGCAACUGCCUGGCGGGCUUCCAGGGCCCCAAAUGCCAGGAAGACAUUGACGAGUGCGCCAGCAACCCCUGUGAGAACGGGGCCAACUGCACCGACUGCGUGAACAGCUACACCUGCACGUGUCCGUCCGGCUUCAGCGGGAUCCACUGUGAGCACAACACACCCGACUGCACGGAGAGCUCCUGCUUCAAUGGGGCCACCUGUGUGGACGGCAUCAACACCUUCACCUGUGUCUGCCCACCUGGCCUCACCGGCAUUUAUUGUGAGCACGACAUCAAUGAGUGUGACUCCCAGCCCUGCUUGAAUGGCGGGACGUGCCAGGACAGCUACGGGACUUACAAAUGCGUCUGCCCGCAGGGCUACACCGGACUCAAUUGCCAGAAUCUGGUCCGUUGGUGCGACUCCUCUCCCUGUAAGAACGGAGGCAGGUGCUGGCAGGUCAACAAUCACUACCGCUGCGAGUGCCCGAGUGGCUGGACCGGCCUGUACUGCGACAUACCCAACGUCUCUUGUGAGGUGGCCGCCCGACGGCAAGGGCUGGACGUUAUCCGCCUGUGCAGAAACUCCGGGCUCUGUGUGGACCGGGGCAACACCCACCUGUGCCAUUGCCAGCCUGGCUACACGGGUAGCUACUGUGAAGAGCAAGUGGACGAGUGCUCCCCGAACCCUUGCCAGAACGGGGCGACCUGUACGGACUACCUGGGCGGCUAUUCGUGCGAGUGCGUGGCCGGCUACCAUGGCCGGAACUGCUCGGAGGAAAUCAAGGAGUGCCUUUCCCAUCCCUGCCAAAAUGGCGGGACCUGCAUUGACCUGCUCAACACCUACAAGUGCUCUUGUCCUCGUGGAACUCAAGGCGUCCACUGCGAGAUCAACAUUGACGACUGCAGCCCUGCCACAGACCCCCAGAGCCUGACCCCAAAGUGUUUCAACCAAGGGAAGUGCGUCGACAAGGUGGGGGGCUACAGCUGCAUCUGCCUGCCAGGCUUUGUUGGGGAGCGCUGCGAGGGGGACGUCAACGAGUGCCUCUCCAACCCCUGCGACCCGCGGGGGACCCAGAACUGCGUGCAGCGCGUCAAUGAUUACAAGUGUGAAUGCCGCCCAGGCUACACGGGACGGUGCUGCGAAACGCUGCUGAAUGGCUGCCAGACCAGACCCUGUCGGAACGGGGGAACUUGUGCCGUCGCCAGCAACACAAAACAGGGUUACAUCUGCAGGUGUCCCCCGGACUUGAACGGCGCCACUUGUGAAAACGACGUGCACAGCUGUGGGAUGCUGCGGUGCCUGAACGGCGGGACCUGCGUUUCCACCGCCCAGCAGACCAGGUGCCUGUGCGCGCCGGGUUUCACCGGUCCCGAGUGCCAGUUCCCCUCCCACAGCCCCUGCCAGUCCGCCCCCUGCUACAAUGAGGGCACCUGCCAGUUCACCCAAGAGCCGCCCCACUACCGCUGCCUCUGCCCCAUCAACUUCAACGGCCUCCACUGCCACAUCCUGGACUUUGAAUUCCCGGGGGGUCCCGGUCAGGACAUCACCCCUCCCCCGGUGGAGGAGAAGUGCGAGAUCCCGGGCUGCCCCAGCCUGGCCGGCAACAAGAUCUGCGACGCCAAGUGCAACAACCACGCCUGCGGCUGGGACGGCGGGGACUGUUCGCUCAACUUCAACGACCCCUGGAAGAACUGCACCCAGGCCCUGCAGUGCUGGAACUACUUCAACGACGGCAAGUGUGACGUCCAGUGCAACAACAGUGGCUGCCUGUACGACGGCUUUGACUGCCAGAAGGUCGAGCUGCAGUGCAACCCUCUCUACGACCAGUACUGCAAGGAUCACUUUUCUGACGGCAACUGCGAUCAGGGCUGCAACAGCGCCGAGUGCGAAUGGGAUGGCCUCGACUGUGCCAACCACGUGCCCCAGAAGCUGGCCGACGGGACCCUGGUGGUGGUGGUGCUGGUCAGCCCUGAAAUCCUGAGGAACUACUCCUUGAACUUCCUGCGGGAGCUCAGCCGGGUCCUGCACACCAACGUGGUCUUCAAGAAGGACACCAAUGGCGAGGACAUGAUCUUCCCUUAUUUUGGGAACCCAGAAGAACUAAAAAAACACCGCAUCAAGAGGUCGGCGGGCGACUGGCCAGAUGUGUCGGAAGUGGUGGUCAGCAUGAAGGCAGCCCUCCACGCGAGGAUCAGUGGGAGGCCGAAGAGAGAGCUGGACCAGGUGGAAAUCUACGGGUCCAUUGUUCACCUGGAAAUCGACAACCGCCAGUGUGUCCAGUCUUCUUCUCAGUGCUUCCAAAGUGCCACCGACGUAGCGGCGUUCCUGGGUGCCUUGGCCUCAAGCGGCAACUUGGACAUUCCCUACAAGAUCGAGGCUGUGAAAAGCGAGACGGCCGAUUCCCCCCGGAGCAGCCAGUGGUAUCCUAUGUAUGUGGUGGCCCCGUUGGUCUUCCUCCUCUUCUGCGUGGGCAUCGGCGUUUUGGCAACUCGCAAGCGGCGGAGGGAACAUGGGCAGCUGUGGUUCCCCGAAGGCUUCAAAGUGACGGAGUCCAGUAAGAAGAAACGGCGGGAGCCACUGGGGGAGGAUUCCGUGGGGCUGAAACCCUUGAAAAAUGCUUCGAACGGCACCCUGAUGGACGACAACCAGAACGAGUGGGGAGACGAGGAGACGCUCAACACCAAGAAAUUCCGACUAGAGGAACAGGUCAUGUUGCCCGAUGAUCAGACUGACCACCGGCAGUGGACGCAGCAGCACCUGGAUGCGGCCGACCUGCGCAUUUCCUCCAUGGCCCCCACCCCACCGCAGGGGGAGAUUGACGCCGACUGCAUGGACGUCAACGUUCGAGGGCCAGACGGAUUCACGCCCCUGAUGAUCGCUUCCUGCAGCGGAGGAGGCCUGGAGACCGCCAACAGCGAGGAGGAGGAGGACACCCCCGCCGUUGUUUCGGAUUUCAUCUACCAGGGGGCCAACCUGCACAGCCAGACGGAUCGCACGGGGGAGACGGCCCUUCACCUGGCGGCGCGUUACGCCCGUUCGGAUGCGGCCAAACGGCUGCUGGAAGCCAGCGCUGACGCCAACAUCCAGGACCACAUGGGCAAGACGCCGCUUCACGCAGCCGUGUCGGCAGAUGCCCAGGGCGUCUUUCAGAUCCUGAUCCGGAACAGGGCCACCGACUUGGAUGCCCGCAUGCAUGACGGCACCACGCCCCUGAUUUUGGCGGCUCGCUUGGCGGUUGAAGGCAUGCUGGAAGAUCUCAUCAGCUGUCACGCCGAUGUCAACGCCGUUGACGAUCUAGGCAAAUCUGCCCUCCACUGGGCUGCGGCUGUGAACAACGUGGAUGCCGCCCUGGCGCUGCUGAAAAACGGCGCUAACAAGGACAUGCAAAAUAACAAGGAAGAGACCCCCUUGUUCUUGGCAGCCAAAGAAGGGAGCUACGAGACGGCCAAAGUCCUCCUGGACAGCUUUGCCAACCGGGACAUCACGGAUCACAUGGACCGCCUGCCCCGGGACGCGGCCCAGGAGCGCAUGCACCACGACAUCGUGCGCCUGCUGGACGAGUACAACCUGGUGCGGAGCCCGCCCCUGCACAACGGGCCUCUGGCCACCCUCUCCCCGCCCCUCUGCUCACCCGGCGGCUACCUGGGCCACCUGAAGCCAGGCGGGCAGAGCAAGAAGGCCCGCAAGCCGAGCACAAAAGGGCUGAGCUGCAACGGGAAGGAGCCGAAGGGGCUGAAGGCCCCCCGGAAGAAGUCGCAGGAGGGCAAGGGGUGCCUGCUGGACGGCUCCGGCAUCCUCUCCCCGGUCGACUCCCUGGAGUCUCCGCACGGCUACCUCUCGGACGUGGCCUCCCCGCCUCUGAUGACCUCCCCCUUCCAGGCCUCUCCUUCCGUGCCCCUCAACCACCUGACCGGCAUGGCGGACCCCCACCUCAGCAUCAGCCAACUCAACCUGGUGGGAAAGUCGGAUCUGGGCCUGGGGGCCGGACCGAUGCAGCCCUUCGAGUCGGGGGCCUCCCGCCUGUCCCACCUGCCCGUCUCCGGCGCCAGCACCAUCCUGGGCGGGGCCUCGCUCAACUUCGCCCUCAGCGGGAGUCAGUGCGAGUGGCUGAACCGCCUGCAGAGCAGCCUGGUGCCCGGCCAGUACCACCCCCUGAGGAGCGCCCUUCCGCAGGGCACGCACCCUGCCAGCCAGGCCCUGCCCCACGGGCUGCUGGCGCCCCUGCACGGCGGCGGCCCCCCUCUGCCUCCCAUGAUGACCUACCAGACCGUCCCCGGUGGCCACCUGCCCACCCACUCCCAGCCACACCUGCUGCAACCCCAGCAGCCGCAGCAGCAGCCGCCCCCACCGCAAGCCCACAGUGGGGCCACGAACACUGCCCCCCAAGUGGGGGCCAGCUUCCUCGGGAACGAGCUGGGUCAGGUGGAGCUGCAGCAGCCAAUGAGUGGCGGCGCCCUGGCUGUCCACGCCAUCCUGCCGCAGGACACCCAGGUGCUGGCCACCUCCCUCCCCCAGGGCCUGAGCACCACCCAGUUCCUGACUCCGCCUUCCCAGCACAGCUACCCCUCCCCCAUGGACCACACACCCAGCCACCAGCUCCAGGUGCCCGACCACCCCUUCCUCACGCCUUCGCCCGAGUCGCCGGACCAGUGGUCAAGCUCCUCCCCCCAUUCCAACGUCUCUGAUUGGUCGGAAGGGAUCUCGAGCCCGCCCACCAGCGUGCAGCCCCAGGUGGGGCGCAUCCCGGAAGCUUUCAAGUAAGGGGGCAGCUGAGCAGCAUCCCGGAGGCUGCCCUGUGAGACGGGCGGACCCCGUGGUUGAACUGGAGAAAUCUUUUUCUUCCUUUUUUUUUUCUAAAAAAAAAAAAAAUAUUUUUGCAUACAUUGUAAGUGGAAAUGUCGCUGUGUUCUUCCCUCUUUUUUAGUAUUUAUUUAUGUACUUUUUCUUUUAUGUGAAAACACUGCCGUUUUAUUUAUACGUUUUGUUUAAGAAUUCCAUGGGCUGCAUUCGCUAUUCCAACAAAUAGAAAAUCUAUUAAUGGGGACUUUUUUUAAAUUGACUUUUUUUAAAAAAGAAAGAAAGAAAGAAAAAAAGAAAGAAACGUUUUUAUCAUGCUUUUGUCUAGAGAAACAGUCUUCUGUAAGAUCCGUGAUAGUAAAAUGACACAUAUUUAUUGAUCAGGGUAUUUUUCCUGAUCAUUUUAAAAACAGAAUAAAAAGGGGAGGGGCAAUUUUGUUUUUUAAAAAAUGUACCUAUGUGAGCAAAAAUAAUUUAAAUAUAAGUUGAUGGUUUAUUUUUAAAGAGCGCUUUAAAAUAUUCCCUUGGUGUUGAUGCUAUAGAUACAUAGAUAUAUCGGUUUUAAAAAUACAAGUAAAAAUUUGACUCUUGGGAAUUUCCAUUUGUAGUAAAAUAAUGAUCACCAAGAGAAAUUUAAGAAAUAAAAGUUGAAUCAACCAAGCUUUCGUCAAAAGAAAAAAGCUUGGUUGACGAAAGCUUGGUUGAUUAAACUUUUAUUUCUUAAAUUUCUCUUGGUGAUUACGUAUCAGUUUUCUACAUCAGCUUCUAGGUGUGUUCGAUUCCCUCCCAACAUUCCUAGCUAGUGUGGCGGCUGGGAAUUUGGGGGAAGUCAUCCAGUGCACACUUGGGCAGUCCAAGGAUAUUGAUAUCGGACAGGGUCUGUCAACCUUUGCAACUUUUAAGGUGCAUCAACCAAUUCCAGCUGAAUUCCGCGCAGCUUGAAGCCUGCUGGCUGGGGAACUCUUGAGAGGUGAAGUCCAAGGCAGAAAACCACUGAUAACAGGGAUCACGAAUCUUUGUAUGCAAGUUUCAGUAUUACCUAGUUUAUCCAUCGUUUUGCGUGAAAACUGAGCGCGUACCUUUAUUUAUUUUAAAUACUGCCUAUGAUCAAAAACCAGGAUCAGAGGUAUGGAGCUGCAAAGGAGUUCCAGAUGCUUCUCCUCUCCCUCCUCCCCCCCCCCAGAUGUGCCCUACUUGUUGCCAAUGUAAAAGGAACGGAAAACCUCCAGUGGGUCAGGCAUAGAGUAAGGAAGUAAUGCUCUGUGUGUGUGUUUUUUUUUUAACAAGGCGGCUGUGAUCCUAACUCACGGUUGGGCACUGUACCUAAGGCAAAGUUAACAAGAAGAGAGGUUGGGAUAACUAUGAGGAAAGGUUGAAGGUCUGUUGACCCAGCAGAAAAAAGGAGACUAAUAAUCUCCGUAGGGCCCCUGAGUGGGAGCAAGAUAGUGUUAGGCAUGUUUUGACUAGAACCCAUCAAGAGAUGGAGAUGGCAGCCAUUCAUUUCCAUGGGAAGGCGGGAUUGGAACCCUGCUCCCACUCUUUCCUGGCCUUUCCAAUGCCUGCCUGCAUCUUACCUGGCAAUGGGUGAGAGUAAUAGACCCAUAGGUUAGGAAGACCCCAGGUUAGGAAGACUAAUGGAGGUUGGGAAUGAGAAAUAAUGGAGGGGUUUCCAUGGGUGUAAAGCCUAUGGAGAUUCCCAGUCACCCAGGACAUGGUUGUCCCCAAGGUGCUUUUUCAAAACGCAACUGGACUUUGUUUUUACUUGAAAACGUUUCGCUUUUCAUCCAAGAAGCUUCUUCAGUUCAGGAACAUUAGUAGGAAUGGAUGGGUCGGGACUGAAGAAGGUCCUUGGAUGAGAAGUGAAACGUCGUCAGGGAAAAACAAAGUCCGGUUGCCUUUUUGAAAAAAGCACCUUUGGGACAUGGGUUUAAAGGGCGCCCCGUUCUCGAGACAGGCUGUCUAGAGAGAAAAUUCUCUUCGCUGACCAAAGUCCAGGGCAGAAGUUCCAGCCUUUCUGCCCGUCUCCUGGCCUCCAAAGCGCACCUGAACAUUCAUGAGCCAGGUCAGUGUCUCGAGGCAGCAACAUCCAGAAGCUUUAGGCCAGGGGUAGGCAACCUUGGCUCUUUUAUGACUGGUGGACUUCAACUGCUGGCUCAGGAAUUCUGGGAGUUGAAGUCCACGAGUCAUAAAAGAGCCAAGGUUGCCUACCCCUGCUUUAGGCCAUGCAGAUUAAUCUGUGUUGCAUCCCUCACACAGCUGGAGGUGGCUGGAGAAGAUUGCGCACCGCUUCAAAAUUGGGGUUUCCAGAGCGGAAGACGGGGAGUACUUAGCAGCUGGAAGGAGCCAGUGUAGGAACCACAGGGAUGUGGCUUUGCAAAACUUGGCCACAAGUUGACCACCGCUUGCUAGCACCAUCUUCUACCCAGCCUCUGUCCAGUUUCAGGAAGCGGAUUGCUGGGAUCCUCCUAAUUCUCACGACAGAAUUGCCACCAGUUUGUGUCCUUCGCCCAGAAAGACCCUCCCGCUUUUUAAGAAUUGGCCGCUUGUGUUUGCGAUGGUUUUAUUCGCUUUUAGAGAGAAAGGGAGAUGGGGGGGGGGGAGCCCAGCAAAGCCGGCCGAGCAGCUGAACUUGUACACAAAUAAAUAAAUAAAUAUAUAUACAGUAUGCGCCUAUGGCAAAGCUAAUGUUUUGUAAAUAUGGAGUCAGUUGUGUUUUUUGUUUUUUUUUUACAUGAAAUGAUAUGGGUGGAUUUUGUUUAAAAAAUCUGAACGGUUAAACUGAAAGAAAGCAUUGCACCGGUGAGGGGUGUUGAAAAUAUUGCUCAAAAGGAAGAAAAGGUUUAUUAGCUGGUAAGAGUGCAACCCUGUGCUUGGGUCCUUUGGAGUAAAUGCUACAAAGCAGUCCUUGAUUUAGUUAUGAGUUUAUUAGCCAUUGGAAAUUACAUUGAAAAAAAAAGUGAUUCAUAGCCUCACACUUACCAAAAAUCUCAGCGGGAGCAAAAUUCAGGCAUUUUGCAGAUGGUUGCAGGGUCCUGGGGUCAGGAAAGUCGCCCUUUGCACUUUCCCAGGAGCUUCCAGCAAGCAACGUCAAUGGGGGGAGAUGGGUUUGCUUAAUGACCACAGUGAUUCAUUUAGUGACUGUGACAAAAAAAGGGGGUAAAAUUAGAUAUAACUCAGUGAGCACAUUGCUCAGCCAUGGAAGCUGUGGUCCCAUAAGUCAAGGACUACUUUUAAAGGAACAUCCUCCGAGAUGCCCAGGUAGGACUGAUCUGUAGCUGCGUUGGCAGUGCGCUUUUGGGCAAGAUGGUACAUAUUUUCAUGAACUGUAAUCCUGAGGAAGACAUUCUUCACCUUUUGGAUGUUGAACACACUGGUGCCCUCUCUUGGGGAAUCUGAUGCUCUCCCAAGCUUCCUUUUUUCUUUUUUCUUUUUUUGCUUGGAGGACCUCUGGAGGAGAUAGGAAAGUGUUGGCACGUCUCUACAAUGAGUGAUUUUUUUAACACCCCUCUUGGUGUCAGAUCUUUUUAUGUUUUAUAAAUUAGACUGUAGUUUAUAAGUCAGAGAUGUGGGAGAUUAAAAGAAGCAAACCUGUAAUUAAAAAAAAACCAUGCAAAAUUGUAGUUUGCAAAAAUGACACCUUUUAUUUUAUUUUGUUAAAUGAUUUGCAAUAAACUAUGCCAGUGGGCAUUUUAGAA
Crotalus tigris (Tiger rattlesnake) is the source of this 11530-nucleotide messenger RNA. It is a transcript of the gene NOTCH1, whose product is annotated as notch receptor 1. Gene Ontology annotation, molecular function: calcium ion binding; Notch binding; signaling receptor activity. The transcript has 34 exons. Gene Ontology annotation, cellular component: plasma membrane; protein-containing complex. Gene Ontology annotation, biological process: Notch signaling pathway; regulation of developmental process; cell differentiation. Bases 234 to 7799 code for a protein of 2521 amino acids. The record is from RefSeq and is a predicted model, not a curated record. Lineage: Eukaryota; Metazoa; Chordata; Lepidosauria; Squamata; Viperidae.